CAAAAUUUGAAAGUAAAACCAAAAUUACACGUUCCUCAAUCCCACCUUUUUCCCAUUAAUUUUUAAAUUUUACACUAGUUAAUACCUCCUCCAUCCAAGUUGGUUCUUUCCAUUACGCCUUACAAGGGCUAUGUGAGAAACCAAGAAAGGGAAAAAGAUUCAAUCCAACACAGAACCUACCCAUAUUUGACUCUCCAUUUCCCUUUCUCGGUUUCGCUGCUCAACGAUCGCGUCCUCUGGCUUCUUCUCCAUCGCUCGACUCUUCCAUUGCUAUCUUCUUCAUCCGCCCGGCCUUUAUGAUCGUUUGGUUACACUGGGUUUUCUCCCUUUUUGACGUUUCUGCCUCCCCCCCUUACGAAUUCUGUCUAGGUUUUGUGCUCUCUAGAGUCUUCCUCAACAUCAUCGCAAAGGGUCUUCGACGGAUUUUCGAUCUCGCAGGGUUAGGUUUAGAGCUAGGUCAUCCUCAAGGAUGGACGCGUCCGGCGGAAACUCGGACGCUCAGAGAGGUGCUUCUUCAACAACUAGCAGUAAUGCGCAUUCUAGAAGACAUGGAAUGCAAUUUUCAGCGUCCAAUCUUCUCAGGUUCCCUGUGUCUAGCUUGUUGGAAUACACUGGUAUCUUAAGGACAAGGUCCAGCAAUUUGGAGACAGAGAGUUUAGUCAACCAAGGAACAUCUGUUGGAUAUCGAGACCAUUUUCAGCAAAGAACUGAUGAUUCUGGAGCACCCAGUGCCAAUCCCGGUGUUGCAGAGGAGGUCACGAUUCGGAUCAUAGGUUCGGGUGACCAUGAACAGGAACAGGUUGGGAUGGGGUUGUCUUCAUCGGUUUCUGGGCCAUUGAGGGAGCUGAAUGGGCCAAACGAGUCAAUUUCAAGGUCGGGCUCUGCAACUUCCGUGGCUUCUGCGUUUGAGAGCCAGAAUGACUUGAGAAGUGAUAGAGGAGAUCGAGGGUUCAAUCAGGCUGCAAAUGGCAGUGCAGAUAUGGGAACUGGAGAUGGAGGUGGGACCUCCAAUAGGGAUUCUUCUUACCAAAGAUAUGAUAUACAGCAAGCUGCUCGCUGGAUUGAACAAGUUCUUCCUUUCUCUUUGCUACUUUUGGUCGUUUUUAUUCGACAGCACUUGCAAGGUUUUUUUGUAGCAAUUUUCCUUACUGCUGUUAUGCUCAAGUCUAAUGAUAUUGUUCGGAAGCAAACAGCUCUUAAGGGCGAGAGGAAAAUUUCUGUUCUAGUUGGCAUCUCUAUCCUGUUUUCAGUUCAUGUAGUUGGGUUUUAUUGGUGGUAUCAGAAAGAUGAACUUAUUUACCCAUUGGUGUUGCUUCCACCAAAGGCCAUACCGCCCUUUUGGCAUGCUAUAUUUAUGAUCUUGGUGAAUGAUACCUUAGUCCGUCAAGCAGCAAUGAUCCCAAAGUGUUUCCUAUUGAUGUACUACAAGAACAGCAAGGGAAGAAACUACCGAAAGCAGGGACAAAUGCUAACUGUGGUAGAGUAUCUUGUGCUGCUUUAUCGUGUGCUUCUUCCAGCUCCGGUUUGGUAUCGUUUCUUUCUGAACAAGGAAUAUGGAAGCCUCUUUUCGUCAUUAAUGACUGGGCUGUAUUUAACUUUCAAGCUCACUUCUGUUGUCGAAAAGGUACAAUCAUUUUUCAGUGCUUUGAAGGCUCUUUCACGCAGAGAUAUCCAUUACGGAGCUCAUGCAACAUCUGAACAGGUGAUUGCUGCAGGGGAUUUGUGUGCCAUUUGCCAGGAAAAGAUGCAUGCCCCAAUCUUACUACGCUGUAAACAUAUAUUCUGUGAAGACUGCGUCUCUGAAUGGUUUGAGAGGGAAAGGACAUGUCCCUUGUGCCGGGCUUUAGUAAAACCGGCUGAUCUCAAGUCAUUUGGGGAUGGAUCAACCAGUCUCGUUUUCCAGUUAUUCUAAGUCCAUUAACCAUUAGUCAAAAGCGGCUCUGCGGUGACAAUACAUACAUGACCACAAAGAAGACAUCCACAAUCGUAUCAGUUUUUGUCAUUUGUUAUCGCCAGAAUGGGGGAAAUAGGGCGCUGGAAAAUGCAAACUAUAGAAAUUGUUCAUAGUUGUGUAACCAAAAAAAAAAGAGUCAAAUGUUACAGAAUUAAUCCACUGAGAAGAAGAAAAUGACAGUGCGUUAAACAGCUCAUAUUCUUCUUUUGAUAUAUGAAAGGAAGGAAGCCUUGCAAUUUUAUUUUUUUUGUCUGAUUUCACUGAUGGAAUCCCAGAUAUAGCUGGGAGAAAUGUGUUUAUUUUUAUUUUAUAAAUAGAUGAUGGAGCCCUGA
Molecule: messenger RNA, 2286 nt
Organism: Cuscuta campestris
Lineage: Eukaryota; Viridiplantae; Streptophyta; Magnoliopsida; Solanales; Convolvulaceae
Source: the annotation of a GenBank genome assembly